UCAGGUGGCGUUAGGUAUUUUCGUGGUCUAGAAGUUGAUGAUGAAGGUCUAUGGAGAAUUGCAAAGUCAUGUCAUAAAUUAGAAUAUUUAAAUAUUGCCUAUCGCAUAGAGAUUACUGAACAUUCAAUUUGCGGUAUUAUUCGUUCCUCUCCAAAGCUCCAGCAUCUUGACAUUACCUUUUGUGAAAUUACUAAUAUAACAAUCAAAGAAAUUGCUAGUUUGUGUCUUAAUUUAAAAUAUCUCAAUUUGGAAUGGUGUGAUAAUAUUAGCAAAGAAGCCAUAAAUUAG
This is a messenger RNA of Funneliformis geosporum, 288 nucleotides long. Lineage: Eukaryota; Fungi; Glomeromycota; Glomeromycetes; Glomerales; Glomeraceae. The record is from the annotation of a GenBank genome assembly.